AUGGAUGGUGACGACACCAUUGCAAUUGUUGGCAUCGGUUGCAAAUUUCCCGGUGCCGAAAACCUGGAUGAAUUUUGGCGUGUUCUUGCAAACGGCGAAGAUCAUGUCAAAGAUAUUCCAAAAGAUAGGUACGAUGUUGAAGCGUAUUACGACAGCGACCCAGAUGCCCUCGGGAAAUCGUAUAUCAGAAAAGCCGGUCUGGUCUCAGGAAUCAACGAAUGGGACAAAAUGUUUUUCGGAAAAGGAGAUAACGAAGCCAAGAGGAUGGACCCCCAACAGCGAUUAGUGUUAGAGUGUGUAUACAAGGCCAUGGAAGAUGGUGGGAUCACUAAAGCAAAUUUGGAUCGGUCAGAAACAGGCGUCUAUAUAGGUGCCAUGAACGGGGAGUUCGAAGCCCAUUUCAUAGAAGAUACUAAGGUGUUGUCCCAUUACUCCGUCACUGGACUUAGUAGGAGUGUUAUAUCAGCACAGGUUGCCUACUUUUUAAAUUUGCAUGGUCCAGCUCUUACGUUAGAUACUGCUUGUUCGUCAUCGCUUGUUGCUAUCCACGCAGGCGCACAGGCAAUAAGAACAGGAGAGAUAAAUCUUGCAAUAUGUGGGGGUGUAAAUGUUCUGAUGAGUCACAUGAUGCCGAUAGUAUUGUCAAAGGCACGGAUGGCAUCACCUACAGGAAAAUGUCACACUUUCUCAAAGAAUGCUGAUGGAUACGUCAGAGGGGAAGGAUGUGGAGUUGUCAUCCUCAAACGUCUUUGCGAUGCUAUGCAUGAUAACGAUAAUAUAUGGGGAACCAUUAACACAGCCUGCAAUCAAGAUGGACAUGAAAAUUCACCAAUUACAGCACCUGCAGAGAGUCAACAAAUUCGCCUUCUAGAGAAGAUUUUCAACAAAUCAGGAAUCGAUCCCGGCAGCGUGCAGUACAUUGAAGCUCACGGGAGAAUAAUAUACAUAUACAUGCAUUUGUACAUGUAUUUAAUCUAUAUAAUAGGUACUGGAACCCCUGUUGGUGACCCGAUAGAAGCAAACGCUCUUGGAAAAUUCUUUGGAUCGCAUUAUGUAGAUCGUAAAAUUAAGAUUGGGUCCGUAAAAACCAAUAUCGGUCAUCUUGAAUCCGCAGCAGGUGUUGCUGGACUCAUUAAAGUUCUCUUGAUGAUGAAACAGGGCUAUUUUGUACCAUCACUGCAUGCCGAUGAGCAGAAUGAAAACAUUCCAUUUCAAGAAUAUGGUUUCACAAUCAGCAAAGACUACUCAAAAUGGAAUCAAAGUCCUGAAGGUUAUCGAUUGGCAUCGAUCAAUUCAUUUGGAUUCGGAGGCACAAAUUCGCAUGCAAUAAUAUACAGCAGCCAAAGCUUCAACAGAUUGGGAAAGAGCAAUAAAGGGUCCAUGUCUGAAGUUUUAUUUCCUAGACGCAACGCUGUAGUAUUAUCUGCAGUAACAAGGGAUUCUUUGCAAAAAAUAGUUCACGACGUAAGAGAAAAUCUCAGUAAUAUGUCUUCACUAGAGGAUUUAUCAUAUACCUCUAUUUUUUGUAGAGAUCAUUUCAAAUUUCGAAAGUUGAUAGUUACAGACUCUGUAGAAAAUCUUGAAAAACAGUUGCAAACUGUUUUAGAGCAAAACGAACAAUCACUUUCUCCAAUGCCCUCUACAAAACCUCAAAUAGUAUUUGUUUUUUGUGGAGUGGGAACUACAUGGACAGGAAUGUGUUCAGAAAUGAUAGGUGUAAAUCCAGUCUUCAGAAAAUGUGUGCUUGAUAUUGACUUUCAUUUGAAAAAGCUUGGUGCAGACAUUUCAAUUUACGAAGCGUUUCAAAAGAGGAAAGAAAAUUAUACAGAUCCUAUUCUAGCUCACAUUGCAAUUUUUGCAACUCAGUUAGCACUUGCAGCGUCAUGGAAACACAUAGGGAUAUGUCCAUCAGCGAUCAUAGGACAAUCUGUAGGGGAGGUGGCUGCAGCAUACGAAAGUGGGGCAUUAUCACUUGGGGAUGCUGUAACAGUUAUUUAUUAUCGUUCACUUGCUCUGCCUACAUGUCAAAAUGGUGCAAUGAUGGUCAUUCGCAAUUGUGCAACUGAGACGGUUAGUCUAGCAUGUGCUAAAAUUCAGAAAAUUUAUAAUUGUAAAGCAAAUGUAGCUGUCUACAAUAGCACAGAAUCGUGUACUGUGUCUGGCGAUAACGAAGCUCUGGAAAGACUGAAAACGGAUUUAGCUGACGACACAGUAUUCAUACCCCUCAGAACACCUUGUGCAUAUCACAGUUAUCAUACCAAAGACGCCGGUAAGGACCUGGCUGGUAUGCUACAAAGCAUCAAACCAAAUGUGCCAUGUAUUCGAACCUUUUCAACAGUUACAGGAACAGAAAUAAAAUCAGACUUUGUUUAUCCAGAAUAUUGGGUAUUGAAUGUUUCACAACCUGUAUUAUUUAUGCAAUCGAUGAAGUCAAUGAAAGAAACAUUAGAUAAUAUGAUCAUCUUAGAAAUAGGACCACGACCAGUAUUCCAGGCACAUUUUUCUGCGAUGUUUCCGAAAACAGAUGACAUAAUUUUGCCGUCCAUGAACAAGAUGUCAGAGAUAAAAACAUUUUCAAACACAUUAGAUAAAAUUUUCGAAAAGGGAUUACUUCCGAUUUGGAAGAAUGUCACAACAAUGAAUGGAAGUCUUUGCAGACUUCCAAGAUAUGUUUUCAGUAAGAACGAUUGCGGCAUUAAAUUGGAUGUCAAAAAGGGCUUAACACAAGGAAAUGAUCGUGAAAAUUACUCUGGUCGUAUGAUUCAAUCCACAAAGGGGCCGAACAGGAAAUUCAGUGUGUAUAUCUCAAAAUGGAAUACGCCUUUCGUAUACGAACAUAUUGUGCACGACAGGAUAAUUCUACCAGGCGCUUUAUACGGAGAGAUAGCACUUGAAAUCGGAAGAAAUAUAUGGAAUGGAAAUGUGGAAGAACUCGAAAUAUCAUGGCGAAUUUUGAACCCUUUGGAAAUAGGAAUGACGGAGGAGAAGUAUCUCCUUAUUUAUGUUGACUUCCCAUCUUCUUUGGAAGUUGAAUUCAAAGUACGAGAAAAAGAAGGGUCUAGGGUAUUGGCCGAAGGGACGGUGAAACAUGUGGAUCAAUCGAAGUCAGAAGUCGUAGAUGUUGCAAGCAUUGACGGGACACUUGCGAAGAGAAAAUCAAACAAUGAAAUUUAUUCAUUUCUGAAUAGAUUAGGUUUCAAACAUGGUUCAACUUUCCGAAUAAUAUCGGGGAUUCAGUCAUCAACUAAUGACAAUCUUGCGGAUAUAAUCUUAACAAAAACCGUUAUUAUGGAAAUGACAAGAACAUGUUUUCAUCCGGUCAUUAUUGAUGGAAUGUGUCAGUUAUGCGUUAAUCCCACAUUGAAAUUAGAACUCGGAAAACAAUCUCGUAUUCUACCUACUGGGGUAAGGAAAUUCACAGUUAAACAAUCGCCGACAAAAAAGAUGACAUGCUUUUCAAGAUUGAUGUCAGAUCAAAAUUCAAAAGUAAUAUACAAUGCGUUACUUUUACGAAAAAAUGGAACGAUUGUAGCAGAGAUGGAAGGAUUUGAAAUGACUUUAGUCCCUGGGGAAAACGAAACCGUAAAUCAUUUUCUUGAAGAAAAAUGGCAACUCAGUCAGAUUCCAUUAGGAGAGGUUUCUGCAAAUAGACCAAGCUUAAUAGUUUCAUGGAAAGAACAAACAAUAGCACAAGCUAAAUCAGUUUUAUGCAAAAUAUCCACAAAGCUAGAAGCAGUCAACUUAUCUUCCGAUCUCCAAAUGAAUAAUUUUCUUUCAGCAUUGCCUGAACGUAAAGUUUUAGAUUUAUAUUUUGCUCCUGGCUUUGUCGCUGUUGAAAAUUCACAAAAUGGAAAUCAAGUGUUAGAAGUCGUGCAAAAGUCAGCACACCUUCUUUUGUCGGUGUUACAAAAGAUAGACCUUGAUACAGUCCGCUUAUACAUCAUUACAGAAUGGACACAAGGUGGUGAGGAUAGAGAGGUAUUUGGUGUCUUUGGAUCGGAACUAUGGGGGAUCGGUCGUUCAUUUCAGUUAGAACACUCUGACUUUGAACUUGCAAUGAUAGAUCUUCAUGGAAACUGGCUAGACCUUCAAAAUUCAAUUGUAACCACGAUCUGUUCUCUCAGAAACGGUACAGAAAAAAAUCGCUCUCGGGAAUUCAUUAUUUCAUCACAAGGAGUAUUGAAAGCUACAAUACAACAUUUGCCAUCAACAUACUUUGUCGACAGUGUGAAAACAGUUGAUCCGUCAACGGAAAAACAUUUCUCUGUUCGAACACGAUCCAAAUCAAACAAACCGUCUUUCUUUUUGGUUCCAAACCUAGAAAGUACAAACAACAACAACAAUGUUUGCAGCGUCUCCGUCGACAAAGUGUUGUUAUGUUUCAAGAAUUAUGCGUAUCCUUUCCCAAGUACAAUCCCAGUGACAAGGUACUGGAGUCGCGGUCUCGACAUCGGACAUGACGUAAUGGCUUGUGAAUUUACCGGACAAGCUUUGAAAAAUGGGAAGCAAAUUGUUGGUUGUUGUCUUAUCAAUGUAGCAUCUUCGAUAGCAGUUAACAAACUCUGCAUCUGCGAACUGCAAGAUAUACCAUUUUACAGGAUGGGGAUGUUUUUUAACACUGUUGUUGCAAUGUCCUUUGCAGAGAAAAUCGAAAAAAAGAAAUAUGUUUGCGUUUUACACGACAAAGAACAUGAGGAUGUAGCAGCACUUUUGAAAGUAUUACUACAAAAGAAACAAUGUUUAGUUAAAACAGAGGAAUUUCAUAUUUCGAAUGAUAGUCAAGAUCCUUCAGCCUCUGUUCUUAUCGUGUUGACAAAACAAGUCACGCGCCCAUUUGAAUUGCUUAUUCUGUUGUUUCCAAAUCUUCAACAGUUACUUACCAUCAAGGGUCUGUUACCGAUUUCUACAACGUCAGAUGAUCCAUCAAACUACCCACACAUAGAAUCAUGUGUUAUAGAUAUGUUUGACAUAUUUAAGCAAACAAAAAUGCGAAAGCAAUUUAAGCGAGCAAAACAGUUGAUGCUGGAAAUGAAAGAAGCUGCAUAUAGAAUAUCUCAACACAAUUCAGAAUAUAUUUUGAAUAUGUCGGUCUUGAAAGAAUCCACAAAAAUACAAAUUCCAAGCAACAUGUUGAUAAGAAGAGAUUCAGCAUACAUUGUUAUCGGUGGUCUCACAGGUCUAGGAUGGGAAGUGACAAAAUUUUUGGCUGCUCGAGCGGCAAAGAUUGUAAUCAGUUUAUCUAGACGAUUUCCCUCUGAGGUAGAAAAUCGAAGAAUAGAAAACAUAAAACGUAUCGAAGCACACAUAUCUGGCAUGAAAAAGUUGAUAUAA
Molecule: messenger RNA, 5331 nt
Organism: Ostrea edulis (European flat oyster)
Lineage: Eukaryota; Metazoa; Mollusca; Bivalvia; Ostreida; Ostreidae
Product: probable polyketide synthase 16
Exons: 7
Coding region: 1-5331 (1776 amino acids)
Biological process (GO): fatty acid biosynthetic process
Molecular function (GO): 3-oxoacyl-[acyl-carrier-protein] synthase activity; fatty acid synthase activity
Source: RefSeq, a predicted model, not a curated record